AGAGGUCUUUCUGUAGUCAACUUCCGGAAAUCUGACGUGUACAAAAGUCAAACAGCAACACGCAGCAUCAGCUGUUAGGUUAGAAAACACAGGAGCUCUCUCUAUUAUCGUUUUUAUUUUGUUUUUCUUCUAAAUAUACUGUAACUUCGAGCAACAAGAACCGAAAAGAUGCUGGAUUUGUUCACGAUAUUUAGUAAGGGUGGCAUCGUCUUAUGGUGCUUCCAAAGUACUUCACAAAUCUUUACCCCAAGUGUUAAUGCAUUGAUACGCAGUGUUAUUCUACAGGAGCGUUCUGGCAACAAUAUAUUCGAUCAUGAUUCACUGCGGCUACAAUACAAGCUUGACAAUGAAUUCGAACUGGUAUUCGUUGUCGCUUAUCAAAAAAUAUUGCAAUUGUCAUAUGUAGAUAAAUUCUUGAAUGAUGUGCACUUGGAAUUCAGGGAUCGUUUCAAAAAUGAAUUGCAAACAUCUCAGUGGUUCUCGAAUUAUGAUUUUCAUGAUGAUUAUGAAAAGAUCCUUGUUUCUGCUGAACAAUGGGGCAAACAGCAGGCAAAAAUGCCCAGACAAAUGCGUACCUUCGACGAAAGUCUCAAGUCCAAGAAAACUGUAGCUAGUAUGAUAGAGAGAAAAGACGAUAAAGAUACAAAAAAACAAGGGAAAAAGAAAAAAGGGCUUGGAGAGGAUAACUGUUUAAAAAUACAAGAACCUCCGAAAUCGGAGGCAGUAAUAAAAGAACCGGUUAUCGAAGAAAAUGGCGAUGCAGAGUGUGACGUAUUUCUCGCAAAUCGUUUACGUCUUGCACAAAAAAUGGGAGGACCAAAGAAGAAGGCUGACAAGCAAAAAAGUCCAAAACCUGAAAAAGUUGGAAAGAAACCUCGGGUCUGGGAGCUUGGUGGAACUAACAAAGACUUGGCAAGCCUUGAACGUACCAAGGACAGACCUGAAGAGGCCGGGGAAUAUGUGCAAGCCGAUACGACGUUAAUCGGCAAAAUGAAAGGAGGUAUUCGUGAUUUAGAAGUGGAGAGUUCGUCCGAGGAGGAAUACGAGGAGGAACAUAAUCAAGAGAUGCAAACCACGAAACCUCAAGCUGUGAAAAAAUCGAGCGGUAUGUUCUCGAUGCUGAAGGGUUUAGUUGGCAACAAGUCUUUGAAGCACGAGGACAUGAUUCCGGUACUGGAAAAAAUGAAAGAUCACUUAAUCGCAAAAAAUGUAGCUGCUGACAUUGCCGUUAAACUUUGCGAUUCAGUGCGAGCUAAGCUCGAGGGAAAAGUUCUUGGAACUUUCGACAGCGUCGCCAACACCGUUAAAACUACUCUUACCGAAGCACUCGUUCAAAUACUGUCACCGAAAAGGCGCGUUGAUAUUCUCAGAGACGCUUUUGAGGCUAAGAAAAAUGGUCGUCCUUAUGUCAUGUCGUUCUGUGGUGUUAACGGCGUCGGUAAAUCAACUAAUCUCGCGAAAAUUUGCUUCUGGCUCAUUGAAAAUAACUUUCGCGUUCUCAUUGCCGCCUGCGAUACAUUCCGAGCUGGUGCCGUUGAACAGCUCAGAACUCACAUGCGCCAUUUGAAUGCUCUUCAUCCGCCUUCUAAGCACGGGAAUUUGACGAUGGUUGAACUUUACGAGAAGGGCUAUGGGAAAGAUGCUGCUGGAAUCGCCAUGGAAGCGAUUAGAUUCGCGAAAGACUCAAAAUUUGACGUCGUUCUUAUCGACACCGCUGGAAGAAUGCAGGACAACGAGCCGCUCAUGAGAGCACUCACGAAAUUGAUCAAAGUCAAUGAACCCGAUCUUGUUCUCUUCGUCGGAGAAGCUUUGGUCGGAAACGAAGCUGUUGAUCAACUCGUUAAAUUCAAUCAGGCACUCGAGGAUUACAGCAAUUCUACAAAUCCUCAUAUCAUCGAUGGUAUCGUCCUCACCAAAUUUGAUACGAUCGAUGACAAGGUAGGUGCAGCCAUAUCGAUGACCUACAUAACUGGGCAGCCAAUCGUAUUUGUGGGAACGGGUCAAACGUACACCGAUCUCAAAUCGCUCAACGCAAAAGCUGUCGUACAUGCUCUUAUGAAAUAAUUAAAACCUGGGCUGUUCGUGAAACGGGAAGAGAAGCAAAGGAGACAAAAAACGACACGUGCAAAAUAGAACGAAAGAGCUAUUUGUCGUGUAGUUUGUAUUUAUUGUAUACAUAUAUAGAUUGUUUUAUUCAGAUGAAUUUUAUAGAAGACACACUCAAAAUUCCAACUAUUAAACUCUAAAUAUUUAAACGAAAUUUCGUUUGAGGGUUUCUGGUUUGUAUAUUUACGAGAAGAAAUUAAAUUGGACGGUAUCGAAUUUCUCCAAUCA
Venturia canescens is the source of this 2334-nucleotide messenger RNA. RefSeq names its product signal recognition particle receptor alpha (gene SrpRalpha). NCBI's taxonomy places the organism in Eukaryota, Metazoa, Arthropoda, Insecta, Hymenoptera, Ichneumonidae. The transcript has 8 exons. Gene Ontology annotation, molecular function: GTP binding; signal recognition particle binding; GTPase activity. The coding region runs from base 169 to 2064 and encodes 631 amino acids. Gene Ontology annotation, biological process: SRP-dependent cotranslational protein targeting to membrane; intracellular protein transport. The record is from RefSeq and is a predicted model, not a curated record. Gene Ontology annotation, cellular component: endoplasmic reticulum membrane; signal recognition particle receptor complex.